AUGGAAAUUCAACCUAUUGUUUCUGGGUUUUCUCCAAAAUCAUCACACACACCCUCAAUUCCAAACGAAAAUCAACUUUUCUCUUUGAAAUUCCCUUCUAUACUUUCUUCUUCAUGCCUUUCUCUACACUCCCAGAAUUCUGAGGUUUUGAGCGGAGCUUAUUUCCCUAUCAACAUUGCAAAAAAAAAGGGAAGAUGUUAUAGCUCUAGGAGGAGAGUAUGGUGCAGCAGUAGCAGGGGAAUUGCAGAUCCAAACAAGGGGCACGGAGUGAGAGCUCAGGUCAUGGAGAGAAGGAAAAAGUUGGCCGUGUUUGUGUCUGGGGGAGGAUCUAACUUCAAAUCGAUUCACGAGGCAUCCAAAAGGGGAUCACUUCAUGGAGAUGUCAUUGUAUUGGUGACGAAUAAAAGCAAAUGUGGAGGUGCUGAGUAUGCAAGAAAUAGUAGUAUACCAGUUAUAUUGUUCCCUAAAGCAAACGAUGAAUCUAAUGGAUUAUGUCCUAACGACCUUGUUGAUACACUAAGAGAUUGGAGGUUGAUUUUAUUCUUUUAG
This is a messenger RNA of Lathyrus sativus (Indian pea), 549 nucleotides long. Lineage: Eukaryota; Viridiplantae; Streptophyta; Magnoliopsida; Fabales; Fabaceae. The record is from the annotation of a GenBank genome assembly.